Propithecus coquereli (Coquerel's sifaka) is the source of this 12729-nucleotide messenger RNA. It is a transcript of the gene DNAH10, whose product is annotated as dynein, axonemal, heavy chain 10. Gene Ontology annotation, molecular function: minus-end-directed microtubule motor activity; dynein light intermediate chain binding; ATP binding. NCBI's taxonomy places the organism in Eukaryota, Metazoa, Chordata, Mammalia, Primates, Indriidae. Bases 1 to 12729 code for a protein of 4242 amino acids. Gene Ontology annotation, biological process: microtubule-based movement. The record is from RefSeq and is a predicted model, not a curated record. Gene Ontology annotation, cellular component: dynein complex. The transcript is spliced from 73 exons.
AUGGACGGCGAGACACCUGUUGCCUUCGAAGAGGAAGAUGAGGAAGAAGAGACGGCGUCUCAGAAAGUGGAGUCCACGGACAGAGCGCCAGCUAAGAGUUUGCCGCGGAAAAGUGGUUCCCUCGGCCAACCUUUGACCAGCGCAGAGAGCGAAGACACGGACAAAGAGACUUCAGGAAAACUCUCCACCAAAAGACUCGUGCGGACCAUCGUGGAGCAGACGCACCUCCACAUGCUGUGCACGCCCGUUCCGGAGGAGUUUCUGGACCAGAACGUGGUAUUUUUUCUCCGAAACACCAAAGAGUCGGUCGCCGAAGCCACUGACAUGAAGGAGGCCAUGGAAAUCAUGCCCGAAACGCUGGAGUACGGAAUCGUAAAUGCUCACGUGCUUCGUUUGCUGAGGGAUGUCAUAUGUCAGGUCUUCUUGCCAGCAUUGUCCUUCAAUCAGCACAAGAUGGACGCGACCUUGGGACUUGCACCCGGAGAGUUCUCCGAUUCCUCCAAGUUUGAAGUGGACCUCUCCAGCGUGCCCGGGGAACCCGGAGAGUCUCACAGUGUUCAGUUAAUACGGGAUGAAUUUUUAAUGAACCUUCAGAAAUUUGCAAACGGUAUUCAGAGAACCAUGCAGCAACUGGAAGGUGAGAUCAAGUUAGAAAUGCCGAGCGUCAGUGUGGAGGGAGAGGUGUCUGAGCUGGCAGCUGACCCGGAAACCGUUGAAGUCUUGGAGCAAUGUGUGAUAAACUGGCUGAAUCAGAUAUCCGCAGCUGUCCAGGACCAGCUGAAGAAGACACCUCAGGGUCACGGCCCUCUGGCUGAAAUUGAAUUCUGGCGGGAAAGAAAUGCGACCUUAAGUGCGCUUCACGAGCAAACAAAGCUCCCGGUGGUCAGAAAAGUCUUGGAUGUGAUCAAGGAGGCAGACUCUAUGCUCGUGGCCAACGUGCAGCCGGUCCUGACCGAGUUGUUCAAGUUCCACACGGAGGCCUCGGACAACGUGCGCUUUCUUUCCACCGUGGAGCGUCAUUUCAAGCCUCGCACCCCGGGUGGCGGCGCAGCGAAGGCGGCGGCGGGGCUUCCCGCCCUGCACUUCCUGAAACCGAGGAGGCUCCUGGGUUCGAACCGCCCACCCGGGACACGGCUCGCGGCCCGCAGCCCUGCCCCUGCCCGCCACGCCAUCUCCUGGCUUUGCAGAGAAAACCGAACGAGCGCACAGCACAAAACCCUGGAGGCCAAGAACACCCUGAAGCUGUGGAAGAAGGCCUACUUCGACGUCCGCGCCAAGAUCGAGGCCUCGGGGAGAGAGGCCCGAUGGGAGUUUGACCGGAAGCGGCUGUUCGAGAGGACGGAUUACAUGGCCUCCAUCUGCCGGGACCUGUACGCAGUUCUGCAGGUCAUGGAGGAAUUUCACAACAUAUUUGGUCCAGAACUCAAGGCCGUGACAGGGGAUCCCAAGCGCAUCGAUGACGUCCUGUGCAGGGUGGACGGCUUGGUCACCCCCAUGGAAAGCCUGACCUUUGACCCCUUCAGCAUCAAGUCCUCCCACUUCUGGAAAUACGUGAUGGAUGAGUUCAAGAUUGAAGUUAUGAUUGACAUCAUUAAUAAACUCUUCGUCCAGAACCUGGAAAACCCUCCACUGUAUAAGAACCUCCCGCCCGUGGCGGGUGCGAUCUGCUGGGAACGGUCCCUGUUCCAUCGCAUGAAGCACACCAUCUUGAGAUUUCAAGAAGUGGAGGAGAUACUGGAGGGUGACCGGGGACAGGAAGUGAAACAGAAAUAUCUGGAAGUGGGCAGGACGAUGAAGGAGUACGAGGACAGGAAGUACGAGCAGUGGAGAGACGCCACGGAGCAGGUCCUCCCAAACCUCAUGAAGAAGAGUCUCCUGACCAAGUUGUCCACCGCUGUCGACGAGCCCUUGACUGCAGAGAGGGGAGCUGUGUUUGCCAUCAAUUUUUCACCUGCGCUCAAAGAAAUUAUUCAUGAAACAAAGUACUUGGAACAGCUGGGGUUCAUUGUCCCUGAAUUAGCAAGAAAUGUUGCUCUCCAGGAAGACAAAUUCCUUAGGUACACAGACGGGAUACAGCGCAUGUUGGAUCACUAUCACAUGCUCAUAGGGACGCUGAGCGAGGCGGAGACUGUUCUUCUUGACGAUCACGCCCAGGAAUUAAUCCGGGUGUUUAGGUCUGGAUAUAAGAGGCUGAACUGGAACUCACUAGGUAUCGGUGACUACCUAACUCGGUGCAAGCAGGCCGUUGGGAAAUUCGAGUCUCUCGUGCACCAGAUCCAUAAGAAUGCGGAUGACAUUGCCUCCAGGCUCGUGCUAAUAGAGGGCAUGAAUCUCUUUAAAUAUCCAGCACCCAAAAGCGAGGAAGAGCUGCCAGAUUUGCAGUCUUUUAACGCGUUAAUCCUUGGAAACGUCCCUCUGUUCCAAACGGAAACCAUUCUGACCGCUCCGGAGAUCAUCCUUCACCCCAACGCCAGCGAGAUCGACAAAAUGUGCGUCCACUGCGUCCGCAACUGCGUGGAGAUCAGCAAGAAUUUUGUGCGAUGGAUGAAUGGCAGCUGCAUAGAAUGCCCUCCUCAGAAGGGGGAGGAAGAAGAAGUUGUCGUAAUCAGCUUUUACAAUGACAUUUCUGUGACUCCUCAGAUAGUUGAGCAAGCUGUUAUGAUCCCCCAAAACAUCCACAGGAUCCUGGUCAAUCUCAUGAAGUACCUGCAGAAAUGGAAGCGGUAUCGACCUCUCUGGAAAUUGGACAAAGCUAUUGUGAUGGAGAAAUUUGCGGCCAGGAAACCCCCUUGUACGGCAUACGACGAGAAGUUGCAGUUCUACUCCAAGACAGCCAGCGAGGUCAUGCGCCACCCUUUAGUUAAGGACGAGCGCUGCAUCAGGCUCCAGCUCGGGCCGCUGGCGAACACAGUGCAGGAAAACGCCAAGUCCUGGGUGGUUUCCCUUGGAAAACUUCUCAACGAGUCAGCAAAGGAGGAGCUGUACAGUCUCCAUGAAGAGAUCGAGCACCUGGCCAGAAACCUUAGGAAGAGCCCCGGUACCCUUGAAGAUCUCAAGUUUGUCCUUGCCACAAUUGCAGAAAUUAGAAGUAAAUCUUUAGUCAUGGAACUAAGAUACAGGGACGUCCAGGAGCGAUACCGCACCAUGGCGAUGUAUAACCUCUUUCCUUCCGAUGCAGAGAGAGAACUCGUUGAAAAUAUCGAGAGCAUGUGGUCCAGUCUGUUCAAUGAGUCGGUGAAUGUGGAACAUGCUCUCGGGGGUAUAAAGAGAACUUUCACAGAGAUUACUCGAGGCGAAAUAGCGAACUACCGAAUUCUGAUAGAGGAGUUUUCAAAACGUUUUUACAGCGAAGGGCCUGGUUCUGUUGGUGAGGAUCUUGAUAAAGGAGUGGAACUUCUUGGCGAGUUCGAAAGAGAGCUGGCCAAACACGAAAAGAACCGCCAGGAGCUGGCCAACGCCGAGAAACUCUUCGACCUUCCCAUCACGAUGUACCCGGAGCUGCUCAAAGUGCAGAAGGAGAUGAGCGGGUUGAAGAUGAUUUACGAGCUCUAUGGAGGCCUGAAGAUUGCAAAGGAAGAAUGGUCUCAGACCCUCUGGGCCAACCUGAAUGUGCAGUUUCUCCAGGAAGGAAUCGAAGGUUUUCUCAAGGCUCUCAGAAAGCUGCCUCGGCCGGUCCGCAGCCUGUCAGUGGCCUACCAUUUGGAGAUGAAAAUGAAGGCAUUCAAAGACUCCAUUCCUUUACUUCUUGACUUGAAACACGAGGCACUAAGAGACAGGCACUGGAAAGAGCUCAUGGAGAAAACGGGCGUCUUUUUUGAAACGACCGAUACGUUCACCUUGGAAAAUAUGUUUGCGAUGGAACUUCACAGACACACGGACGUUCUCAAGGAGAUUGUCACCUCGGCUAUCAAGGAGGUCGCCAUCGAGAAGGCUGUGAAGGAAAUCCUGGACACGUGGGAAAACAUGAAAUUCACUGUGGUCAAGUAUUACAAAGGCACGCAGGAGCGAGGCUACAUUUUGGGCUCUGUUGAUGAAAUUAUUCAGUCUCUCGAUGACAACACUUUCAACCUGCAGAGCAUCUCAGGAAGCAGAUUUGUGGGGCCUUUUCUGCAAACUGUUCACAAAUGGGAAAAAACACUUUCUCUAAUAGGGGAAGUUAUUGAGAUUUGGAUGUUGGUUCAGAGAAAAUGGAUGUAUCUUGAAAGCAUUUUUAUUGGCGGAGAUAUAAGAUCACAACUUCCGGAUGAGGCAAAGAAGUUUGACAACAUCGACAGAAUAUUUAAAAGGAUCAUGGGCGAGACCUUGAAGGACCCCGUGAUCAAGCGCUGCUGCGAGGCCCCGAACCGCCUCCACGACCUGCAGAACAUCGGCGAGGGCCUGGAGAGGUGCCAGAAGAGCUUGAACGACUACUUGGACUCCAAGAGAAACGCCUUCCCGAGGUUCUUCUUCAUCUCCGACGACGAGCUGCUCAGCAUCCUGGGCAGCAGCGACCCGCUGUGCGUGCAGGAGCACAUGAUAAAGAUGUACGACAACAUAGCGUCGCUGCGGUUUAACGACGGGGACAGCGGGGAGAAACUGGCGUCGGCGAUGAUUUCGGCGGAAGGCGAAGUCAUGGAGUUUCGGAAGGUCAUCCGGGCCGAAGGGCGGGUGGAGGACUGGAUGACGGCGGUGCUGAACGAGAUGAGAAGGACCAACAGACUCAUCACCAAGGAGGCCAUUUUCAGAUACUGCGAGGACAGAAGCCGGGUCGACUGGAUGCUCCUGUACCAGGGCAUGGUGGUGCUGGCCGCCAGCCAGGUGUGGUGGACCUGGGAGGUGGAGGACGUCUUCCGCAAAGUGCGGGACGGGGAGAAGCAGGCCAUGAAGAACUACGGCCGGAAGAUGCACCGGCAGAUCGAUGAGUUGGUGACGCGCAUCACCACGCGCUUAAGCAAAAACGACAGGAAGAAAUACAACACCGUCCUCAUCAUCGACGUGCACGCCAGAGACAUCGUGGAUUCUUUCAUAAGGGGCAGCAUUCUCGAAGCCCGGGAGUUCGAGUGGGAAAGUCAGCUGCGGUUUUACUGGGACCGAGAGCCAGACGAGCUGAACAUCCGGCAGUGCACGGGGACCUUCGGCUACGGCUACGAGUACAUGGGCCUGAACGGGCGGCUGGUCAUCACUCCCCUCACCGACCGCAUCUACCUGACGCUCACCCAGGCCCUGUCCAUGUAUCUGGGCGGCGCCCCUGCUGGCCCGGCAGGUACGGGCAAAACCGAGACCACCAAGGACCUGGCGAAAGCUCUGGGCUUGCUCUGCGUCGUAACCAACUGCGGCGAAGGCAUGGAUUACAAAGCCGUGGGGAAGAUUUUCUCUGGCCUUGCGCAGUGCGGGGCUUGGGGCUGCUUUGACGAGUUUAAUCGCAUCGACGCCUCUGUGCUCUCAGUUAUCUCGUCUCAGAUCCAGACCAUCCGAAACGCUCUGAUCCAUCAGUUAACCACGUUCCAGUUCGAAGGGCAGGAGAUCACGCUGGACUCGCGAAUGGGCAUCUUCAUCACCAUGAACCCCGGCUACGCGGGCCGCACGGAGCUGCCCGAGUCGGUGAAGGCCCUGUUCAGGCCGGUGGUGGUGAUCGUGCCUGACCUGCAGCAGAUCUGCGAGAUCAUGCUCUUCUCCGAGGGCUUCCUCUGGGCCAAGACCCUGGCGAAAAAGAUGACCGUUCUGUACAAGCUGGCCCGGGAGCAGCUCUCCAAGCAGCAUCACUACGAUUUCGGACUCAGGGCCCUGAAAUCGGUGCUGGUGAUGGCUGGCGAGCUGAAGAGAGGCUCCUCUGACCUCAGGGAGGUCACACCUGGUUCCGUAACUGGAGACUUCUUUGGUCGCCGCAGGUAUAUUCUAUUUGACGGGGACGUGGAUGCCCUGUGGGUGGAAAACAUGAACUCCGUGAUGGACGACAACAGGCUGCUGACCUUGGCCAACGGGGAGCGCAUCCGGCUGCAGGCGCACUGCGCCCUGCUCUUCGAGGUCGGAGAUUUGCAGUACGCCUCCCCUGCCACCGUCUCUCGAUGUGGGAUGGUUUACGUGGAUCCUAAAAACUUGAAAUAUGAACCGUACUGGAAAAAAUGGGUUAAUCGAAUACAAAACAAGCUGGAGCAAAGCAACUUAGAUGGUCUCUUCAGGAAAUACGUGCCCUACCUCAUCGACGUGAUCGUCGAGGGGAUCGUGGACGGGAGACAGGGCGAGAAGCUGAAGACGAUCGUGCCUCAGACGGACCUAAACAUGGUGGCCCAGUUAACCAAGAUGCUGGAUGCGUUGCUGGACGGAGAGGUAGAGGACCCUGAGCUGCUGGAGUGCCACUUCCUGGAGGCGCUGUACUGCUCGCUGGGGGCCGCCCUGCUCGAGGACGGAAGGGCCAGAUUUGACGAGUGUAUUAAACGCAUCGCUUCUUUGCCCACCGCCGACACGGAAGGAGUCUGGGCCAAACCCGGGGAAUUGCCAGGUCACCUCCCCACCUUGUAUGACUUCCACUUCGACAGCACGCGAAGGCAGUGGAUCCCGUGGAGUAGGUUAGUCCCAGAGUACGUCCAUUCUCACCAGAGGAAGUUCGUCGACAUCCUGGUUCAUACAGUGGAUACCACCCGGACUACCUGGAUAUUGGGACAAAUGGUUAAAAUUAAGCACCCCGUUAUUUUUGUUGGUGAAUCUGGCACUUCGAAGACAGCCACUACCCAGAACUUCCUCAAAAAUCUGAACGAAGAAACAAACAUUGUGUUAACGGUCAAUUUCUCCUCCCGCACCACGUCCAUGGAUAUCCAGAGAAAUUUAGAGGCAAAUGUGGAAAAGCGAACCAAAGACACUUACGGCCCGCCCAUGGGAAAGCGCCUGCUGGUGUUCAUGGACGACAUGAACAUGCCCAAGGUGGACGAAUACGGCACCCAGCAGCCGAUCGCCUUGCUGAAACUGCUGCUGGAGAAGGGCUACUUGUAUGACCGGGGGAAGGAGCUGAACUGCAAGAGCAUUCGCGACCUCGGCUUCAUCGCCGCCAUGGGAAAAGCCGGCGGAGGCCGCAACGAAGUCGACCCGAGAUUUAUUUCGCUGUUCAGUGUCUUCAACGUGCUGUUCCCUUCAGAGGAGUCUUUGCAUUUAAUUUACUCCUCCAUCCUGAAAGGCCAUACCUCGACAUUUCACGAGAGCGUUGUGGCCGUGAGUGACAAGCUGACGUUCUGCACGUUGGCACUCUACAGAAGUAUCGUUCAGGACCUGCCUCCCACUCCAUCGAAGUUCCAUUACAUCUUUAACCUUCGUGAUCUCUCCCGAGUCUUUAACGGUCUUGUCCUCACUAACCCAGUGAGGUUCCAGACGGUGGCCCAGAUGGUGAGAGUGUGGAGGAACGAGUGCCUCAGAGUCUUCCACGACCGGCUGAUCAAUGACACAGACAAGCAGCUGGUACAAGAGCACAUAAGAAGCUUGGUCACGGAACAUUUUACCGAUGACUUGGAGACGGCGAUGAGGGAUCCCAUACUGUUCGGAGACUUCCGGAUGGCUCUGCACGAAGGGGAGCCACGUGUGUACGAAGACAUCCAGGACUACGAGGCGGCCAAGGCCCUGUUCCAGGAAAUUCUUGAAGAGUAUAAUGAAAGCAACACCAAAAUGAACUUGGUUCUCUUUGACGACGCCCUGGAGCACUUAACCCGCGUGCACCGCAUCAUCCGGAUGGACCGCGGCCACGCCCUGCUGGUGGGGGUCGGCGGCUCGGGGAAGCAGUCGCUGGCGCGGCUGGCCGCCUUCACAGCCGGCUGUGAGGUGUUCGAGAUCAUGCUGAGCCGAGGCUACGCGGAGAACAAUUUCCGGGAUGACCUGAAGAACCUUUAUCUGAAACUUGGGAUUGAGAACAAAACGAUGAUCUUUCUGUUCACGGACGCCCACGUGGCCGAGGAGAGCUUCCUGGAGCUCAUCAACAACAUGCUGACCUCAGGAAUCGUACCUGCGCUGUUUGCCGAAGAGGAGAAGGAGUCCGUCCUCAAUCAGGUUGGACAAGAGGCUGCGAAGGCGGGCAUGGGGCCGGCCAAGGAGUCCGUGUGGCAGUUCUUUGUGAACAAAAGUGCAAACAACCUGCACAUCGUCCUGGGCAUGUCGCCUGUGGGGGACACCCUGAGGACCCGGUGCAGAAAUUUCCCAGGUCUGGUAAACAACACUGGCAUCGACUGGUUCAUGCCCUGGCCUCCCCAAGCCCUGCAUGCGGUGGCUAAGUCAUAUUUAGGGGAUAACCCGCUGAUCCCGCUGGAAAACAUGGAGGAUCUGGUGGAGCAUGUCGCUCUGGUUCACGAAUCCGUGGGCCAGUUCAGCAAACGAUUUCUGCAGAAACUGAGACGCAGCAACUACGUGACUCCCAAGAACUACCUCGAUUUUAUUAACACCUACUCAAAACUGCUGGAUGAGAAAACUCAGUAUAACAUAGCCCAGUGCAGGCGUCUGGAGGGGGGCCUGGACAAGCUCAAGGAGGCCACCAUUCAGCUGGACGAGCUGAACCAGAAGCUGGCCGAGCAGAAGAUCGUGCUGGCGGAGAAGUCGGCCGCCUGCGAGGCCCUGCUGGAGGAGAUCGCCGCCAACACCGCCAUAGCGGAGGAAAAGAAGAAGCUCGCAGAAGAGAAGGCCAUGGAGAUAGAGGAGCAGAACAAGAUCAUCGCGGUGGAGAAGGCCGAGGCCGAGACGGCCCUUGCCGAGGUCAUGCCCAUCCUGGAGGCCGCUAAGCUGGAGCUGCAGAAGCUGGACAAGUCGGACGUGACGGAGAUCAGGUCGUUCGCUAAGCCCCCGAAGCAGGUGCAGACGGUCUGCGAGUGCAUCCUCAUCAUGAAAGGGCACAGAGAGCUCAACUGGAAAACCGCCAAAGGCGUGAUGUCUGACCCGAAUUUCCUGAGGUCUCUGAUGGAGAUCGAUUUCGAUUCAAUUUCCCACAGCCAGGUUAAGAAUAUCAAAGGCCUCCUGAAGACUCUCAACACCACGAUCGAGGAGAUGGAAGCCGUGAGCAAGGCCGGGCUGGGAAUGCUGAAGUUCGUGGAGGCUGUGAUGGGCUACUGUGACGUCUUCAGAGAGAUCAAGCCCAAAAGAGAAAAGGUGGCCAGGCUGGAGCGGAAUUUUUUCCUGACGAAGCGGGAACUAGAACGGAUCCAGAACGAGCUGGCGGCGAUCCAGAAGGAACUGGAAGCUUUGGGUGCCAAGUACGAGGCGGCCAUCCUGGAAAAGCAAAAGCUGCAGGAGGAAGCCGAGAUCAUGGAGCGGCGGCUGAUCGCCGCGGACAAGCUCAUCUCAGGCCUGGGCUCGGAAAACGUCAGGUGGCUGAAGGACCUGGACGAGCUGAUGCACCGGCGCGUCAAGUUGCUGGGAGACUGCCUGCUCUGCGCCGCCUUCCUGAGCUACGAAGGCGCCUUCACCUGGGAGUUCCGCCACGAGAUGGUCAACGAGAUUUGGCAGAACGACAUCCUGGAGCGGGACAUCCCCCUGAGCCAGCCGUUCCGCCUCGAAAGCCUGCUCACGGACGACGUGGAGAUCAGCAGGUGGGGCUCCCAGGGGCUGCCCCCCGACGAGCUGUCGAUUCAGAACGGCAUCCUCACCACCCGCGCCAGCCGCUUCCCGCUCUGCAUCGACCCGCAGCAGCAGGCGCUCAACUGGAUAAAGAGGAAGGAAGAGAGGAACAACCUGCGGGUUGCUUCCUUCAAUGACCCCGACUUCCUCAAGCAGCUGGAGAUGUCCAUAAAGUACGGGACUCCUUUCCUGUUCCACGACGUUGACGAAUACAUCGACCCUGUGAUUGAUAACGUCUUAGAGAAAAACAUAAAAUUCUCCCAAGGACGGCAGUUUAUUAUACUGGGAGACAAGGAGGUUGACUACGAUCCAAAUUUCAGGCUGUACCUAAACACCAAGCUGGCCAACCCCAGAUACGGCCCGUCCGUGUUCGGGAGAGCCAUGGUGAUCAAUUACACCGUCACGCUCAAGGGCCUGGAGGACCAGCUGCUGAGUGUGCUGGUGGCCUACGAGAGGCGAGAGCUGGAGGAGCAGCGGGAGCACCUCAUCCAGGAGACCAGCGAGAAUAAGAACCUGCUCAAGGACCUGGAGGACUCGCUCCUGCGGGAGCUGGCAACCUCCACGGGGAACAUGCUGGACAACGUGGAGCUGGUGCAGACCCUGGAGGAGACCAAGUCCAAAGCCACGGAGGUAUCGGAGAAGCUCAAGCUGGCGGAGAAGACAGCCUCGGACAUCGACCGGCUGCGGGACGGCUACCGGCCGGCCGCCAGGAGGGGCGCCAUCCUGUUCUUCGUGCUGUCGGAGAUGGCCCUCGUGAACUCCAUGUACCAGUACUCCCUGGUCGCCUUCUUGGAGGUCUUCGGGUUGUCGCUGAAGAAGUCGCUGCCCGAUUCCAUUCUCACGAAGCGACUGAAGAACAUCAUGGACACGCUGACCUUCAACAUCUAUAACUACGGCUGCACAGGGUUGUUUGAGAAGCACAAGCUACUCUUUUCUUUUAAUAUGACUAUCAAGAUAGAACAAGCAGAAGGGAGAGUCCCCCAGGAGGAACUAGAUUUCUUUUUAAAAGGGAACAUCUCCCUGGAGAAAAGCAAACGAAAAAAGCCGUGUGCGUGGCUGUCUGACCAGGGAUGGGAAGAUAUCAUUCUUUUAUCAGAAAUGUUUUCAGACGACUUUGGGCGACUCCCUGAUGAUGUUGAGAAUCAUCAGACGGUCUGGCAGGAGUGGUAUGACGUGGAUUCACUCGAGCAGCUUCCAUUCCCCUUGGGUUACGAUAAAAACAUCACCCCUUUCCAGAAGUUGCUUAUUUUGCGCUGUUUCCGUGUGGAUCGGGUGUAUCGGGCGGUGACCGACUACGUGACUGUCACAAUGGGAGAGAAGUACGUGCAGCCCCCGAUGAUCAGCUUCGAGGCCAUUUUCGAGCAGAGCUCACCAAACUCGCCCAUCGUGUUCAUCCUGAGUCCCGGCUCUGACCCUGCCAGCGACCUCAUGAAACUAGCCGAGCGCAGCGGCUUCGGAGGCAACCGCCUCAAAUUCCUUGCAAUGGGUCAAGGUCAGGAAAAGGUGGCGCUGCAGCUGCUGGAGACGGCCGUGGCUCGCGGGCAGUGGCUGAUGCUGCAGAACUGCCAUCUCCUGGUCAAGUGGCUGAAAGACCUGGAGAAGUCCCUGGAGAGGAUCACCAAGCCCCACCCCGACUUCCGCCUGUGGCUCACCACGGACCCCACGCGGGGCUUCCCCGUCGGGAUUCUGCAGAAGUCCUUGAAGGUUGUCACGGAGCCGCCCAACGGGCUGAAACUGAACAUGAGGGCCACUUACUUCAAGAUCUCCCACGACACGCUGCAGCAGUGCCCACACCCGGCCUUCAAGCCGCUGGUCUACGUGCUGGCGUUCUUCCACGCGGUGGUGCUGGAGCGCAGGAAGUUCGGGAAGAUCGGCUGGAACGUGUACUACGACUUCAACGAGUCCGACUUCCAGGUCUGCAUGGAAAUUCUGAACACGUACCUAACGAAAGCCUUCCAGCAGCGCGACCCCAGGAUCCCGUGGGGCAGCCUCAAGUACCUCAUUGGAGAGGUCAUGUACGGAGGACGGGCCAUCGACAGCUUUGAUCGUCGCAUCCUGACCAUCUACAUGGACGAAUACCUGGGAGACUUCAUUUUUGAUACUUUCCAGCCGUUCCACUUCUUCCGGAACAAGGAAGUGGACUAUAAAAUCCCUGCUGGUGAUGUAAAGGAAAAGUUUGUUGAAGCCAUCGAGGCCCUGCCGCUUGCAAACACGCCCGAAGUGUUUGGCCUUCAUUCCAAUGCCGAGAUCGGCUAUUACACGCAGGCGGCUCGAGACAUGUGGACUCACCUCCUGGAGCUGCAGCCUCAGACGGGGGAAUCCAGCAGUGGCGUCAGCCGCGAUGAUUACAUUGGCCAAGUGGCCAAGGACAUAGAAAACAAGAUGCCCAAAGUCUUUGACUUGGACCAGGUCAAGAAGCACCUCGGCGCCGGGAUCUCGCCCACGUCCGUGGUGCUGCUGCAGGAGCUGGAGCGCUUCAACAGGCUCGUGGGGCGGAUGACCAGGUCUCUGGCCGAGCUGCAGAGGGCCUUGGCUGGAGAAGUUGGGAUGAGCAGCGAGUUAGAUGAUGUGGCCAGGUCUCUUCUGAUUGGGAGUAUCCCUAGUAUCUGGAGAAAGCUUGCCCCUGACACCUUAAAGUCCCUUGGAAACUGGAUCGUCUACUUCCUGCGGCGGUUCAGCCAGUACACGCUGUGGGUCACCGAGAGCGAGCCCAGUGUGAUGUGGCUCUCAGGGCUGCACGUCCCAGAGUCCUACCUCACGGCCCUGGUGCAGGCCACCUGCAGGAAGAACGGCUGGCCUCUGGACCGUUCCACCUUGUUCACGCAAGUGACCAAGUUCCGAGAUGCGGACGAAGUGAAUGAGCGGGCAGGACAAGGGUGCUUUGUCUCGGGACUGUACCUGGAAGGUGCCGACUGGGACAUAGAGAGAGGAUGUCUGGUCAAGAGCAAACCCAAGGUGCUGGUUGUGGACCUGCCCAUCCUGAAGAUCAUCCCCAUUGAAGCCCAUCGCCUCAAACUGCAGAAUACCUUCCGGACCCCUGUCUACACCACCUCCAUGAGAAGGAACGCCAUGGGCGUUGGCUUGGUCUUUGAAGCUGAUCUCUUUACCACGAAGCACCUUUCUCACUGGGUACUGCAAGGGGUGUGCCUCACCCUCAACUCUGAUUAG